Molecule: messenger RNA, 1481 nt
Organism: Polypterus senegalus (gray bichir)
Lineage: Eukaryota; Metazoa; Chordata; Cladistia; Polypteriformes; Polypteridae
Product: extensin-like
Exons: 10
Coding region: 56-1141 (361 amino acids)
Source: RefSeq, a predicted model, not a curated record
AUAAAGCUUCCACCCAUCGGUCAAGUUGCCAAGUUAAGCGGGAGAAGCUCCACAAAUGAAACCAACGCUCAGGUGUCUUGUCCAGAUCAGAAUGAGGACACUCAUCGGGCUGCUCUGCCUUCUUGAAGUCUCCUCGGCACUACCGAUCCUGCAAAAUGGAAGAGUGAUUGGCAGCGCCAGUGCAGAGAUGAUACAACCUUAUGGCUAUCAUGGACUAAUGAACACACCUCAGACUCCUCAGAUGCCACCAUUCAGCCCACUGGAGUCACCUAUGCAGAUGUUUGCACCCCCAGCCUACUUCCAGGAGCCAUUCCCUCAGUCCUCAGUCCCUCUACUAUACAGACACCCUCAGUUCAUCAACGUUGAUCCCAUUUAUGGAAAUGUGCCUUUGACACCCCAGUCCCCUCUGCAGCCGAUGACUCCAGAUCAGCAGCCUCAGCCUUCAGCGCCUCUCAAUUACAUCCCCGCACCUCUGCCCCCCCAACAGCAGCAAACUUCAUAUCACCCAGCACUACAACUCCUCACCCCGAUGGCUGACACGGAUGUGCCACAACAGGUGUACGCCAUUUUCAUCCAGCCACAAAUUGUGGGCUCAGCAAGUUCAGAGGAGGCACAGCAGCAGCGUCCUCCUAUCAUCACCGGCUUCUACCUGCCACUGAGCCCAGGAAGUGCAGGGAUGGGCAUGAGCCCGGUCCAGCCUGAGCUUGAAGUGCCACUCCCUGAAGGAAUUCUACCACAGCCAGCCAACCCCACAUCUCCAGAUGGCACCACGGCCACAGAGGUAAUGCCUGCCCAUCAAGGAAGCACCCCGCCUGAACACACUGGCACCGUUCCCAUCCCUGUAGGAAAUGAAAUGCCACAGGCUGGCACGGGGCUGGCUGGCAUGCAGGGAAAUGCAGCAACUCCUGCAGCAAAGGCGUCCCAUGACAGGGGUGCUGUGCCAUCUUGUGGUAAAGGGGCAAAGCCAUCGGGGGUCAAGAAAGCGUCCACACCCCCUCCAACUGAAGUGACUUUUGUUGAGCCAACAAAUGCAGCAUUUACAGAGCUGAAAAGCCUAUGGCAAGAUGGCAGGGCAAUCAGAACAGGUGUGCCAGCGGGCACCCGAAACAAGAGUGCAGUCCACCGAGGUGACCUCAGUUAACGGGACAUCAAGCCAACUUAAAGGAGUCCACGUGAGGGCCUGGAGAAGGAGGAGAAGGUGGAGAUGAAGCACUGGGACCAGUAGGUGGCAGCAGAGGGUUUCUCUGGAGGGAGGAAUGGGCAUCAGAAUCAGGACGCGGGCAGCCACACUUACUGUAUAACUUAUCUCACUUAUGUCGAUUUAUUUCAAUAUUUAAUCACAUUGGUAACAGGAGACGAAUUCCACCCACAAUCAGGACUAGCAGAAAUGUACCCCUCCGUGUGUGCCCAUGCCAGUCUUGUGUUUAUAUCCUGGAGUUGAACUCAAAUCUGACAGUUUCUGUUUCUCCUCCAUGUUCAUU